Messenger RNA from Sabethes cyaneus, 7851 nucleotides. Its product is annotated as rho GTPase-activating protein 92B-like. Gene Ontology annotation, cellular component: intracellular anatomical structure. The record is from RefSeq and is a predicted model, not a curated record. The transcript is spliced from 8 exons. NCBI's taxonomy places the organism in Eukaryota, Metazoa, Arthropoda, Insecta, Diptera, Culicidae. Gene Ontology annotation, biological process: regulation of actin cytoskeleton organization; regulation of Rac protein signal transduction; positive regulation of GTPase activity. The coding region runs from base 259 to 3291 and encodes 1010 amino acids. Gene Ontology annotation, molecular function: GTPase activator activity.
UGUGUUGUUCGGUGCGGUCGAUCGAAUGGUGGAAGAAGAGUAAGGUGCAAAAGCAACACCAAUCGAGAACAAAAGUGUAGGAAAAUCUGAUUGUGAAUCAUCUGCAGCGAUAAUAUAACUGGUAAAAUAAUAGUGAAAUAAUAGUGAGUAAGUGAUAUUGCUGUGAAAUUGAGUAGAAUAAUAAAAACAAAACCUGACGUAGUUAAAUGAAUCCUGUCACGUUGGAAAAGUGGAUAAACAAAACAUACUAGCGGAUAAAUGAGCAGAAACAUGAAAAGACAACUGGAGAAGUUUAAGGAGGAGCUCAAAUCUAAUUUGACAAGAUCUAGCAAAGCGGAGAAAAAUGCCGACGGCUUACAGGAAGUGGAACGAGAGGUCGAUCGAUACAAGGACAUUCUGCAGAAUUUAAAUAAGCGGAUAGCGAGCACGGUGUCGGCUGGCCAGCCGCAGGAUGUCGCGACCAAGGAGAAACGGGUACGCAAGGUGGCUGAAUUUCAGCUCGGUCAGCUGAUGGAGGAAUCAGCCAAAGAUUUACCUCUAGGAUUGCUGCGGGAUGUGUUGGACAAAUGCGCCCGACUGGAAAAGACAGUCGCUUCUGAGAUCAUUAACAACGAGAUGAACGUGGAGAAUUCGGUUAGUAAAAAUCUCAACGACAUCAUCGAGCGGCACCUAGCCACCAUCCAGAAGCAGAAGCGGAUCGUUGGAAAGUGUCAUCAGGAGUACGAGGCGACCAGGCAAAAGUAUGAUUCUGCUCAGCGGAAUAGUGAUCAGUUCGGUAAUCAAACCAAGCUAACCCAGCUGAAAGAUGACCUGGAGGAAUUGCACAACAAGCUCGAGAAGGAGCGGGAUCUGUACGAGUCGUACAUGUACGAACUACUGGCAGAGGAGGAGAAUAUCGCAAACUACGUCAAGGAAUACGUGAAACACCAGGAAUUGUACUAUACUUCGGCUCUGCGGGAGAUCCAAAGUACCAUCAACAGUAUGGAUGGAUUAUUUCGGCGGAACAAUAAACAAAUCUUUCACACACCCCUGCGAGAGCAUUUAAAAGCGACAGAUCGCAAAAUUGCCUACGUCAUCGAGCUGUGUGUAUGUUGUCUGCUAGAGAAAGGCCUCUACGAAGAAGGUCUGCUGAGGGUCGGCUGUGCAUCUUCCAAACUGCGACGGAUGAUUUCCGCCAUCAACGCGAACUACGUAACACCUCCGCUAGCGGAUAAGUACGCCGAUCCGCACGUGACGGCCGGUGUGCUCAAAAAAUACCUCCGCAGCCUGCCGGAUCCGCUGCUGACGUUCGAGUUCUAUCAGGAUUUUGUGAUAGCCGCUCAGAAGCCGAGCGAAACACAGCGAAAAGCUGCAAUUCUAAAUAUCAUAAACCAGCUUCCGAAGGAGAAUUAUGACAACCUGCGAUAUCUCACCAAGUUCCUGUCGUAUCUAUCGGAGAAAAACCAGGAGAACAAAAUGUCGCCACAGAAUAUUGCAAUUGUGAUGUCACCAAACUUGCUGUGGUCGCCCAACGAGAACGAAAACUAUAUCGAUCAGGUUAAUAGUACGGCAACUGUAAACACAAUCGUUGAGGCAUUGAUCACUGACUGGGGCUUCUUCUUUGAUGGCGAUGUGAAUUUCUAUGUUAGUAUGAGUAGAGAUACCUUGUUUCCCGACAAUGGUGGUUUCCCGGUUGACAAAGAUCACCCGGUAAGGGCACCUGCCAAUGAUUAUAUGUCUAAAUCAAUGAUCGCCACCAUGGGCAGUCAAGAUGAGAUACGGUAUUACAACAGUGGCGGAGGAGGAGGAGGAAACAGUGGGGGUGGAGGAUCGAGUUCAAGCAAUUCGCAGAAACCUUCGACGUCACAUUCCCGCAGCAGCAGUCAUGAUACUAGUCUAAUUCUAAUCAACAGCAAUGAUCAACUCAGCAAGCACCGGAGUCAGUCGAACAGUUCCCUCUCGGAUCAUUCCAGUCCGCCCCACGAGAACAGUCCGAAACCUACGGUCCGACGAAAGCACAAUAAGCAAGCGGCACCUACCCCACCUGAUAAUCAUCACAAGGGUACGACCACCGCGAGCAGUAAUCACAACACACGAGAGCACAAUACAGCCAAGGUACCAUCCAGCGCGGCUACUUAUUUCAAGCAAUUGAACAACAGCAGCAAUAACAAAAACAAUGGAAUGGGCCGCGCUCGCAAUGACGAGGGUUUUCAAUCGUUACAGCAUCACGCAUACAAACAAGCCCAACAGGACUACGUCAGCGAACGACAACCGAUAAUGACGCGGGCCGAAAGUCACGACGAUCUGCUGAAGCUCAAGUCACCCGCUGCUAGUGGCGUCCCCGGGGCGGAGAAAAUUCCUCCUCCCCGGCCGGCUGCAGUCAGUAUCGGUGAAACCCAAACGCUGAACCGCGCCAAAGGAAUGCACGACCUGCACCACCAAAACAGCAAAUUACCAAAUGCUCCCAAUUGUGAUAGUACUAGCAGUAUAGGUAAUAAGGAGAAUAAGGAUAGCCACAACAGGCAAGUGUGUCCACUUCCGGUCAAACCGGUGGCAUUACCGAGAACGACGUUGGUAGCAGCAAAGACACCGACACCAACUGGACCAGGUCCAAACGGACACGGUGCAGAAGACGACAAUGGGUUUAUGACGGUGGUUCGUGAAAAACCGGUCAUCCCGGAACGACCCGCUAUUCUGCUAAGACCUCAAAGCUUUAAGGGUUCCAUUCCGGAGAUAUCCAAAGUUAGUGAGGGCACCAAUACCCUGAUUAGUUCUACGAACUCGUUGAAAAAGGCACAAAGUUUUCGGGGCGAAACGAGCAGCGGUGCAGGCAAAGAGGCCGGUUCGACUGUACUGGAGCGAACACAAAUUUACAACAUCGACAAGCAACAGGUGGCCAUCAUCGAUGUUGCGGAAAAACACUCUUCUGGAGAGGAGAAAACUAAAAAAGACAAAACCGUGCCGAUCAGCUUGGCACCGGUAGCAACCGUUCCGGAAGGUAUCCCCCCUCUGGCGAUGAUGGAAUCAACGGGUUCCCUUGGAAGUGAUUUUCAAUCACCAACCAAUCCGGUUGGUCCCGCCGAAGCAAACAGCGAAGCGACGACAGUAGAUGCCGCAGGAAGCAGUUCCUCCGCAACGUCAUCAACAGCGGCUGCUUCUAGUACUACCACAACAACAACUACUACUACUAGUCUUCAGCACGUGCCCCAAUCACCACGUGGUUUCGAUCAGGCCAAAAUCAAGCGGCCGCAAGUUCCUGCACCGCCACCGCCGGUUGGGCGACCAAAAUCGUCCGACUCGACGGAUUUAUAACAGUGUGAGUUGCUGAUAUAAUAAUCGAUAAAAAAGGGAGUAUUUAUAUAGAAGAAGAAAAAAGAUAGGCAGGAAAAACUAGAUGCAGAACGAACAGCGGAGCGGAGAAGGUAGCCAAAAUUCUGUGCUUGUGAGCGUUUCCUGGAUUGCCAAUUUACAAUCAAGAGAGGUGUAUCACGCAGGAUUCUGCAGUGCAUUUUUUGUAACUUUCGUGCAUUUUAACUGCAAUUUUCUAAAUGGUCUUUCUUGAGUGACAGAAAUAUUUAUUCUUUUUGUUUCAAGCAUUUGUUGGGAGAAAGUGAUGGUAUAAUUCCGAACAGUUUGGUUGACUAUUUUACUGCAACUUCCGUUACUACAAUUAGUACUUUAUCAGUUAGUACCUUUAUUAGUACCUUUAUGUGCAGCAAUAGCUGCAAAUUGCAAACAAUUCUAUCAAUAAUAUUGGGACAUUAGUCUUCAAGAAAUGACAUCGUCAUCGUCGGCUGUAUAGAGUCGAGGUGGCUCGUGCUUUGUCAGCAGUUCUCUCAUUCAACUCGAUCGUGGGCCGCUUCCUGGAUCCCGUCGCCAACUUCCUGGACAUCUCUAAAGUCGCAAGUCGCUUUCGACCAGGUCGAAUCACUUUUUAAGUGGAGCCCCUCUGUUCCUAGUACCGGUAAGAAAUCGUUUUCGUCGCACUAUCGUCCGGCAUCCUUUUGACGUGUCCGGCAUCCUUAUGACGUGUCCUGCCCACGGUAGCCUACCGACUUACGUCAAAGGGUACGAUUGGAAUCUCUCCAAGUAGUGCGUGUAGUUCGUGAUUCUUACGCCUCUGUUACUCUCUGCUUUCAGUUGGUGCUCCGUCAAAUAUCGUCCACAGUACCAUCCGCUCGAACAUGGUAAAGGCGCGUAUGUUCUUCGUGAGCAGCGUCAUAGUUUUAAGUCCAAAUCCAGGAACUACCGCUCUAAUGAGCUGCCGUAAAUCGCAUAACAGCUCCAUUUAUAUAGGAAACUCCAUAGAAAAUUUGACUAUUAUGCGAUUCACGGCAGUGAGGGUUUUGCACAUUGUCAGCUUCGUACGGUGGUGUAUGUUUCUUGAUCGUAGCGUUAUGUGAAGGAGAAAGUAAGGCCGAUUUACAGCUUGAAUCUGCUUCUGUCGGGCACCAGGAUCCCAAAUACACAUACUUAUCUUUUACUUUUAGUUCGUCGCUAUUAACACCUACCGCCCGCGGGAGGCGCGCGUUUGUCUCCUUUGAGUCUCUUCCUUUCAGGUAGGGAAGAUUAUUAUAACUGGUUUCGAUCAACUGCAUCAUAUGCUGCCUUGAAACCAAUAAAGAUGUGACGCGUGAUCAUAUUGUACUCCCGACAUUUCUGCAAGACCUGUAGGAUGAUAAAACAUGAUCUCUCGUUUGACCUUCAAGUACUGGGGCACUCGUAAGUUCUAAGGCAUUCCUAAGUUAUCCUCCGUUUCGUUACCUUCUGCAACGUCGCCAAAACGUUGGUUACUCCUCAGGAUCGUGAUCAAUUGGUUCCUUGCUCGUCGGUAUUCGCCCAAGUUGUCCCUAGUGCGAAUGCCCAGGUAACUUUUGAGGCCCUUUUUUCUCUUCCCCACAUUUUGGCAUUCCUCAGCAACCCAAUUGUUUCGUAUAAUCCGGGGCUUUUCACCUAGCGGCCUCUCCAAUAGCCCAAUAUAUUCUACCCCAACCGUUCUCGAGAGUUGUAGCACCCAAGUCCUCGGAAAAGACAGUUCUUCAUCAAGUAUUCGUGCGUAGUUUUAGGCAGAUUGCGGGUUAUAAUGUCCGCUGUCUAAUGUUCGGCGGAGGAAAUUAUUGUCCCCCGAACAGUAUUAAGGAGUUUUAUAAGUGCUUUUAAUUUAUAGACAAUGUCAAACCAGUUUGGUUGACUUUUAUCAGGUGUGUUUCGUCGUAUUUCCUAUCGUAUUUUUAUCAUUCAAUUGUAUUCAAUUCGAUUCAAGAAUUUUUCAGGAAUACUUCAUCAUGCAUUUAUUUAAGUGUGCAUUUUGUUUAUCAUUACCAUAUUUUCUUGUUUCUAAUUAAAUGGCUUCAUUUAAAUUGGCCUUUCAUGUUCUUACAAAGAGAAACUUUGAAUUCCUAGCAGGAUCAUCUCGCUACUUCAAGUAUUUAUUCAAAGGUUACUGGCAGAAUCAAGAUAGAAAAUAAUUUUCUCUUUCACCGAAGCAGUAUUCAAGGUCCGCUCUGCUCCGAUAACAUAACCUUUAUCACGGAGCACAAUAUUUACCUACCAAACUAGUCGAUUCAAAAAAAUAAAAAUAAAUGUAAACAAAUAGCAUCCAGGAAAGGCCACGCAUCACAACAGAACUUGGCGUCAAUCCACCGCAAACCGUUCAUAACAUGCAUCACGCUUGAAACAAGUCAGAUAGUUUGUAACUAAAUUUUAUUUUUUUAGCGUACUUUGGGUAACCGCCGCGUUACUUGUAACUUUGCUUUUAUUCGGUCAGUACCGGGAGUGUUUCAACGGAGCUGCCGUAGAACCCGCAUACAUUCUAAAAGAGCUGUAUUUGGACAAAAUUUUUAUUAUGUUGCUUUAUAUUCAAUUAAGUAAAUAUGCAUACUGUUGCGAGAGUUUGGAACGAUUUCGACAGAAGCAAGAAGUCGUGUUGAGCUUGAAAAAGUGGAGAGCACAUCCUCUGAUAUGUUCCAACAACGAGGAAAGUGCUCCUUAAAACUGCUGAUAAGAGAGUGACAUUACAGACUAUUCAUCAUUCAUACGUGCUAUUAAAACGUUGGUCAGAAUUUAAAUUAGAGAAUCAGUGUUACCUUACCGUUGAGCUUUCCCUUCAAAAUACUUACAAACCUUUACAAAACUCUAUCACUGGACCACCGACUGGCUUUUUGAGAGAUGUUUAAAUCCAAAUAUCAUCCGCACAAAGUCGCGUUGCGAACUGAAAACUUAAAUUAGGUAAUCAAUGCUUAACUCUUAACACAAAUAUACUAUCGAAUAAAAUCUAUUGAUGAUUAUAUUAUUGCUUUCACGGUGCUAAACAAUACUUUAUCUAAAAUAAUUUCUCUCCCAGCGUCAGGUGGUUCAGCAAGAGAUUCACUUAACCUAUUACAUUUAAACUAUAGGUAUUCUAUUUUAUCACCAAUAUCACGAUACAUAUUCAGUCUGCUUUCGCCUCAAUCUAAAAUUUUUAAAACCAAGUGCUGUUAGUCCGCUAAAAUGAGUCUAGCCAAUAUCCCACGUGGGCUGUAUUUUCUGUAGAUAAUCCAAAACAUCAUUUUAAAUUUAAACACCCAUAGGUUACGGUAAUUAAACGAACCUAAUGACGAUCUCAUAUCAAAAGCGCAAUCAUUUUAAUACCAUCGUCUAUGCUGUAUUGGACUCGUGUCAGCUGGUGGUGGACACGUACGCACACGAACCUACGCUUCUGUAGGUAACAUACGUGCUGUAGGUAGCCUACGACGAGCAAGCACGAGAUGCAUUUGUUAUAAAUUUUUCAUCAUAAAUUUUAAUUACCACUAUCGUGGUAACGGGCAAGAAAAUUACCACAUUGUGCUGAAAGCAUCGCUUUGGCAAUCAGCGAGAAAGUUAAACGCCAUUGGCCAGUCGCUACACCAAAUUUGCAUCGUGUCUCAUAUGCAGUAGAUCAAAUGUUGUCCAGUUUUUUUGGCAUUCGGUCACAGCUAGUAAGCCCAAAUUCGAAUGUUAAACCAGACAGUAAGAAGAGAUGGAUUGAUCAACGUAAUAACGUAGACGAAAAAUAUGAGACACCCUGCACAUUGUACAUACCACACGAUAUCUAGUGGUUUCCAAUCCACAAUAAAUCCCCUUAGGUGCUCGCUUGUAUACAGAUUACCUUGCUAAAACUAACUGCUGUUGCUGCCAAAUUGGACGUCCGAGCAAAAUUUCAUCGGAAACCCCGCUGUAAUAUUUCGUCAACGUAAUUGGAUUACCGCAAGUAACAACCAGCAGCCAGAACGUCACGUCACGCAGUACACCCAUUUAGUGCUAGUUUGCGCCAUGAUUAAUUCUUCUCUGCUCCAUCCAGCGAUGAUGCCACUUGUGCAAUAUUUUACAUUUUUAAUCAUCACUUUGCAUAGAUAUUAAAGUGCAGUCCGUAGAGCGGGCAGGUGCGUUAAACGCGGCAAAAUAAUAAUUUAAAGCAAUUUUAAUUGCUUUUAACAUGUGCGGGAGUGUGCUAAAUUCAUAUGGUAUUUCGCUGUUUCGCAUAAUCGGAACAGUAUGUCGACUUUCUAUUGAAUAUGACCAUAAAGCGACGACUACCGUUCGUCAGCUGUGCAAAUAAUAAACAUUUUAUUUAUACAUUCACUUUAACGAAACCAAUCAGCGAAUGCAGAAUGCGAACCAUCAAUAGAAACAGGUGAAAACAAGUGCAACCAUCGCUACUGGAAAUAUCUGUAAUCAUUUUAUGUAUAGGUAAUUUCGUUUGAAAGUGCAUAAAUCAAAUUCCGAAGCAUGAAAAACAAAAAAACAAAGCUACCGGCAGUGAUGCGAACGAGAAUGCAGAAACAGUAUGUAACAUUUUAUAAUUACGGCAAUUAAACAUGUUGAUUUUUAUUAUGAUCCCAUAUUAAUCAAAAA